This is a messenger RNA of Drosophila kikkawai, 10736 nucleotides long. Lineage: Eukaryota; Metazoa; Arthropoda; Insecta; Diptera; Drosophilidae. The record is from RefSeq and is a predicted model, not a curated record.
GCCACACUAUUCGUUGUUGUUUGAAAUAGAGCAGACGUGCGGCCGUUGCGCACUUUCUGCCGAAAGAAAAUCCAGUAAAUGAGCAGGAAAUCCGGAGCAAAUUGUAGUUUAUCGAGUGCGGCACAAUUUUUGCAACGCGUACGCACUUCUUUUUUGCCCGGAUGCCUAGCAGAAAUGUGGAUAUUUUGUGAUUAAAAUUCUCCCCGUCUGAGAUGUCUCAAACAUGAAUGAAGGUAAUUCAGCAGGAGGGGGGCAUGAAGGGCUCCGCCCGGCCCCUCCUGCUGUGUCAGACCGCGUAACUUCUCACUCUACGGAAAAAUCAGUUGCAACAAACCCCAAAUCCACGAACACAACAACAACAGCUAGCACAGCCGGAGCUGGAGCAGCAGCAGCAGGCGCAGCUCCCAGCGGCAGCAGAGCAGCAGCUUUGCCGGCUUCGCGCCAUCAGCACCAUCACCAUCCGCCCCAAGGAAAGGGAGUCGCCAGCAGUAGCAAGCAUCAGCACCAGCACCAGCAGCAGAAGCAGCUGCCCAGUGCGCAGCUGCCUGUGCCGCUGUCGCCCUUGCCGCCACAACAGCAAACGACAGAGGCAACGGCAGCCACGCCAGCAGCAGCACUGCCCGCCCACUUCCACUCCACUUCUACAAGUUUAAAUUCUGCCUCCACCACCACCAACAUCAUAGAAUCCUCCGUAUCGCCGCCGCAGGCCAAGCGUCAGCGUUUGGACAACGAGACAAGCAUCGUUGGGAGCGCCAGCAGCAGCAAUAUUGUAGGCUCUCUGUUGCCGGCAUCGGUGGCUGCCAGUAGCGAGGUCGGCGGGGUUUCAUCCACAGCCCUGCAGGACCUGAAUGCGCUUAAGAAGCGCAUACUGCAGCAGAAGUUACAGAUUUUGCGUAAUCUUAAGGAAAGGCAUCUUGAAAAUGUGUCGGAAUACUUUUAUCUACAAAACGGCGGCAGUAUGAUGGACUACCCUGCGUGGCGCAAGAAGACACCAACCCCGCAGUUCAUCAGCUACAGCAACGCGAAUCGUAUAGAUCAGCUGGUACACGAGGAUAAGCCCAGCACAUCGGCAGCAGCAGCAGCUGCAGCCCAAAAUCAACCUACUAGGAGUAGUACGCUACAGCAAGUCUCUGUGGAGGCGACGACAGUGGUCAGCACAGGAGCGUCCACAUUGGAUGGAAGCAGUGGCAGUAACACACUGAAAACGAAUACGCAAUCUCAAGUGCCAAGCAAGAUUGGCAGCAGCACAGCCUCACAGUCACCCGCAGCAACAGUCAGCAACGCAAACAGCAGCAGUACAGCAGUCCUAAGUGCUACUACUACUGGUAGUGCCACCGUCACCAGCACAGCUGGUGGUAAUCCGGUUGAGGCGAGCGGUAAUGUGCUGCCACCGGAGGCCGAAAUCAAAAUCCCAGCCGUUGGGGCCACACCCGUGGCCAUUUCAACGAAGCUACCCGCCGCCGUUGUCCAGCUAACGCAGCAAGGUCACAUACCCGGUAGACCUUUAGGAGGUCGUCACGGUAUGGUCUUUGGUCAAAUACCCGCUCCUCCUGCUGCCGUAGGAAAUCCUUCUGUACCUUUGGUGCCAGGUGGCACUCCGCUGUUACCCUGCAGUACAUCUGUGGGUUCGACGGCGACGCUGCGUCGCAACCAGGGACAAAACAAUGCCUCAAGCGGCGGAUCUACGGCAUCCGGAGGAGCAGGCACUCCCACGCUCUACACGGGCAAUGGCCCGGCAGCAGCUUUGGGUGGUAGCGGUGCUCUCACACCGGGAACACCAACAUCGGGUAGCCUGCUCAGUCCGGCGUUGGCGCCUGGCUCUGGAACGCCGAACAGCGCUGCCCAGGAGUUUUCGUUCAAGGCCAAGCAGGAGGUGUAUGUAAUGCAGCGCAUAUCGGAAUUACAGCGAGAGGGAUUAUGGACUGAACGGCGCCUGCCCAAGCUGCAGGAGCCCAUCCGCCCCAAGGCGCACUGGGACUACCUCCUCGAGGAGAUGGUCUGGCUGGCGGCGGACUUUGCGCAGGAGCGCAAAUGGAAAAAGAAUGCGGCCAAGAAGUGUGCCAAAAUGGUGCAAAAGUAUUUCCAGGACAAGGCCACCGCCGCCCAACGUGCGGAAAAGGCCCAAGAACUACAGCUUAAGCGAGUCGCCUCCUUCAUAGCGCGCGAGGUGAAGAGCUUUUGGUCGAAUGUUGAGAAACUGGUGGAGUACAAGCACCAGACGAAGAUCGAGGAGAAGCGCAAGCAAGCGCUGGACCAGCAUCUCAGCUUCAUAGUCGAUCAGACGGAGAAAUUCUCGCAACAGCUGGCCGAGGGCAUGAACAAGAGUAUGGCGGAUACGCCUAGUCUCAAUUCCAGUCGUCUGACAUCGCCCAAGCGGGAAUCCGAUGACGAGUUUCGGCCAGAAUCUGGCUCCGAAGACGACGAGGAGACCAUUGCCAAGGCCGAAGAAGAUGCAGCCGAUGUCAAGGAGGAGGUUAAGGCCUUGGCCAAGGAGUCAGAAAUGGACUUUGAUGACUUUCUCAAUGACCUGCCACCUGGUUAUCUGGAGAAUCGUGAUAAACUCAUGAAGGAGGAGGAGCAAAGUUCGGCGAUAAAGACCGAAGCUGAUGACAGCGACGACAGUGAGUUCGAGGCGAAAGAGGCCAGCGAUGACGAUGAAAAUACCAUCAGCAAGCAGGAAGAGGCAGAGCAGGAGAUUGACCACAAGAAGGAGAUCGAUGAGUUGGAGGCUGACAAUGAUUUGUCGGUGGAACAGCUGUUGGCCAAGUACAAAUCGGGCAGAAUCAGUGACCAGCCGCCCAGCGCCAAGCGUCGGAAAGUGGAGCUAGACUCGGAUGAUGAUUCGACAGCCGUUGAUGAUUCCUCCUCCGAUGAAAGCGGCGUAGAUGCUUCCGACGAUGAAGAUCUUUCGACUAUCUUAACUGACACUGAAGUUGAGGAGCCAGAGGACCAGGAGGCUGGCCUUAAGAGCCUGAUGACAGAUGCAGUUGCCUCGGGAACUGGUUCUACCACGGCCACUGGAGGCGCUAACAAGGACGACAUGCUCAACGAUGCCGCCGCCCUGGCUGAGAGUCUGCAGCCCAAGGGAAACACCCUGUUAACCACGAAUGUGGUGACGCCAGUGCCUUUCCUGCUGAAGCACUCGCUGCGUGAGUACCAGCACAUUGGACUCGACUGGCUGGUGACUAUGAACGAGCGCAAGCUGAACGGCAUCCUGGCCGACGAGAUGGGUCUGGGCAAGACCAUCCAAACUAUCGCCCUGCUGGCUCACCUCGCCUGCGCCAGGGGCAACUGGGGACCGCAUCUCAUUGUGGUGCCCUCGUCUGUGAUGCUCAACUGGGAGAUGGAAUUCAAGAAGUGGUGUCCCGGCUUUAAAAUACUCACGUACUACGGCUCGCAGAAGGAGCGGAAGCUGAAGCGCGUCGGCUGGACCAAGCCGAAUGCCUUCCAUGUCUGCAUCACAUCCUAUAAGCUGGUGGUACAGGAUCAGCAGAGUUUCCGCCGUAAAAAGUGGAAGUACCUGAUCCUGGACGAGGCCCAAAAUAUCAAGAACUUCAAGUCGCAGCGCUGGCAACUGUUGCUCAACUUUUCCACCGAGAGACGUCUACUCUUGACGGGAACACCGCUGCAGAAUGACCUGAUGGAGCUGUGGUCAUUGAUGCAUUUCCUCAUGCCUUAUGUCUUCUCGUCGCAUCGCGAGUUCAAAGAGUGGUUCUCCAACCCGAUGACGGGCAUGAUCGAAGGCAACAUGGAGUACAACGAGACUCUGAUUACUAGAUUGCACAAGGUGAUUCGUCCCUUCCUACUCCGACGCCUCAAGAAGGAGGUGGAGAAGCAAAUGCCAAAGAAGUACGAGCAUGUGGUCAUGUGCCGACUUUCCAAUCGCCAGCGCUAUCUGUACGAAGAUUUCAUGAGUCGCGCCAAUACCCGAGAAACUCUGCAAACUGGCAAUUUGCUAAGCGUGAUCAAUGUCCUGAUGCAGUUGCGCAAGGUGUGCAAUCACCCGAACAUGUUUGAGGUGCGUCCCACCAUCUCGCCGUUCCAAAUGGAGGGUAUUUCAUUCCACACACCGCGUCUAGUCUGCGACAUAAUGGAGUAUGAUCCGUUCACGCAAAUCAACCUGGAAACUGUGAACCUAUUGUUGUUGCAUCUGGAGCAAACCGUGACCGCCUAUGUAUCGCACAAAUCCCGCCUGCUAGCCCCGCCUCGGAAGCUGAUCGAGGAAAUCGACACAGCUCCCCAGCCGCCGCCACGCUGUCCCAACGGCAAAUACCGCUUCCACAUUCGUGUACGCAGUGCAGAGUUGGCGCAGCGCAUAAAAUUAAACGCAGUGAAAGUUGGGGCCAGUCCCGCCAUGCGCAUGGAGGGCACAAAGAUUGUGCCCAUGCGUAAUUUGGUGCCCAGCGGAAAAGUCCUUAAGCGCGUCAGUGGCAGUAUUAAUCCUGUGAAUAUGGCUCUGAAACCGGUGGUAAUCAACAGCGUGGUGACAACAUCAGCAGCAUCCUCUACAACGGUAGCCUCAUCGCCCUCGGGGGCUUUGAAUGUCUUGGGUAAUUCCAAGUUGCUUGGAGCAAGGCCGCAAAUUAUGAAUGCACCCACGCCCGCCAAAGUGGCCAAGACAAUGCAAGAUGGCAAACCCUUUUUCUACCUCACACCGGCCACGAAUUCAGGGGCAGCUGGAGCCCGUUUGACGCUGACUAGCAAAACCACGGCAGCAUCUAGUUCCGGAACAACUCUGACAGCAGCACCUAGCACAGCGCAGCAACUAAUUAGGGAACCCAUUGUCCGGGAUCUGGCUACGCAUGUAAAGAGCACGGCGCAGAAGCAGCAGAGCAUUGCCAAUGGCAAAGCCGAAACCGAAGAGGAAGAGACCGAGGCGGAGGAGGAUCCCUACAAGGUGCAGGAGCUAAUUCAGAUGCGUAAGGAGCAGCGAUUGGCCUCGCUCAAACGUAUGGCCAUGAUGAAUCGUCGCCGUACCGAUGCCACGCCCAUCUACGGCUCGGAUUGCCGAGGUGCCAUAGAGCGUUGUAUGCAUGCAACGCGUUCGCUGAAGCGAUCCACCUGGCAGACGCGAGGCUAUGCCAACUGCUGCACGGCAAUGGUGCACCGUGAUGGCUGGUCACUUAAUCACCUGCUCAGAAGCUACGAGCAGAGGUGUGCUGACCUAAAGCCACUCUUUGCCAACUUUGUGAUCUAUGUUCCUUCGGUGUGUGCACCGCGUAUCCGACGCUAUGUGCAGAAUCUUUCAUCGACGCACUGGCAGACCGAGCGGGAGAUUGAAGACAAGGUGGGUCAGGCGCUGCUGCCCAAGUUAGGGCUGCUACAUCCCAUUAUCUCGGCGAUGACCACUCAAUUCCCAGAUCCGCGUCUUAUCCAAUAUGACUGCGGCAAGCUGCAGACGAUGGAUCGGUUGUUGCGCCAGUUGAAGGCCGAUGGUCAUCGGGUGCUGAUAUUCACCCAGAUGACCAAGAUGCUAGACGUCCUGGAGGCCUUCCUCAACUUCCAUGGCCACAUAUAUCUAAGGUUGGAUGGUUCUACGAGGGUUGAGCAACGACAGAUCCUGAUGGAGCGCUUCAAUGGCGAUAAACGCAUAUUCUGCUUUAUUCUUUCCACGCGAUCCGGCGGAGUGGGCAUCAACUUGACGGGUGCCGAUACUGUGAUCUUUUACGAUUCGGACUGGAAUCCCACGAUGGAUGCUCAAGCCCAGGAUCGUUGCCAUAGAAUCGGACAGACCCGCGACGUACACAUCUAUCGUUUGGUCUCGGAAAAGACCAUCGAGGUGAACAUUCUAAAGAAGGCCAACCAAAAGCGCAUGCUCAGCGACAUGGCCAUCGAGGGGGGUAACUUUACCACCACAUAUUUCAAAAGCUCCACCAUCAAGGAUCUCUUUGCCAUGGAUCAGAACGAGCAGGACGAGACAAGUCAGGAGAAACAGGAGGAGAAAGAUAAGGCUGUGGCCACAACUACUACGGCAACGACAACCACUGGUCAAGGGGACUCGGAGAAGCAGUCGCUGCGCGCCUUUGAGCAUGCUUUGGCGGCCGCCGAGGAUGAGCAGGAUGUUCAGGCCACCAAAACGGCCAAAGCUGAGGUGGCCGCCGAUCUGGCCGAGUUUGACGAGAACAUUCCCAUUGCCGCGGAUGAAACCAAUGCGGACGGGACUCUGGUGGAACUCAGCAAGGCCGAUCUGGAGAUGCAGAAUCUGGUUAAGCAGCUCUCACCUAUUGAGCGUUAUGCCAUGCGCUUUGUGGAAGCCACUGGAGCGGCUUGGACGGCGGAACAGAUGCGUGCCGCGGAGGCUGAACUGGAGGCGCAGAAACGUGAAUGGGAGGCCAAUCGGUUGGCGGCCAUGCACAAGGAGGAGGAGCUGCUCAAGCAGGAAACGGAGGCCGAGGAGCUGCUCACCUACAGUCGCAAGGAUUCGAGCAAUCAGGUCUGGAUAUCGCGCAAUUCCAUGGAACAGAUGCCGAUGUGGUGUCCGCCCACGCCGCCGCAGGAUAACGACAACGAUAUCUAUAUCGAUUACUCGCUCUCGUUUAUGUACGAGCUGGAUCCCAUUUCCGAGUCGGAUCUGCCGCCAGUCUAUGUCCGCAAGGAGCACAAGCGUUCGCGCACGGAUGCCGGUUAUGAUGGCAGCCGGCGCCCGAAUAAGAUGCGUCGCGAGGACAACUAUGUGCCGCCCAGGUCUCUGUUCGAUCGGCCCACACCGCAGCUGGCACGUUUGCGUCGGGAGCUGAAGAGCCAGCGUUUCCGUGGCAGCUUCAAGCCUAAUUCGCCAAUUCCUGGCCUGAAGCCGCAACUGCCGGCCAAUAAGCCCCUGACCGAGCCAGAGGCCAUGGCUGAAUGGUGCAUCUUCGAGGACAUUGCCAUUCUGCAUGUCCUGGUGAAUCUUCAAGGAUUGCCCUGCAGCCUAAUGCUACUCUCGCCGGGACAGACGCCCAAUUGGGAUCUGGUCUCCGAGAUGGUAAACUUUUGCUCCAAAACCUAUCGUUCGGCGCGACAGUGCCGCUGGCGCUAUGAGACCCACAUCCAGCCCCGGGAGGAGGGCAAGGUGGUGGAGAGCCCUAAAAAGCAGAAGAAGCUCAAGCCGACCCUGCGCACCGAGUACCUGAAGAGCCCGCUGCGCUAUCUGCGCACCACCCAGCUCUAUGCCAGUGACAACAACGCCUCCUUCUACAAGACCAUGCGCUCUCGCUUCGAUAGCAUCAAGACGGCGUACCUGAAGAAGGCACCGCCGCCAAAGCGUCAGUUUAGUGCUCCCAGCCUGAUGAAUCCCAAGCAUAUGGAGGUGCUGCAGGAGUUUGGCAUUCAGAACUAUGAUCAGCCAGUGUCGCCCCAAAAUAUUGCAGCCAUGAAGGCGAAUAAGAUUAGGGAGAAGCAGCGAGGACAGCAGCAGUUGCCACCGCCGUCGGUGGGUCAACAGGUGCAGCAGGUACAACAGCAGCAGCAGCCGGCACCUCCUCCUCCUCCUCCCCAGCAGCAACAACAACAACAACAGCAGCAGCCACAACAAGUGGUGGUGCAACAACAGCAACAAGUGCAGGUGCAACAACAGUUACCCACUGUCUCCAACGUCCAACAACAAACCCUGCCCGUUCAGCAAUCCGUGGAACUUGUCCAGCAGCAACAACCCACGGCCACCACCACAACGGUGGCUGUGCCUUCCGCCGGUGGCCAGUUGCAGCAGCUUCAGAUCCAACACUUGACCGGAGCCAAUGUCACCGGCCAGCAGACAGCCAUUCUCCUGCAUCAGCCACAGCAGCAGCUGAGGACGCAUCCCGGCCAGCAGGGACAGACCACCACCCAGCAGCUGGUCAAAACCAUUGUGGGUACAUCCUCCAGCCUGACAGCGGGUCAGUUCCAGCAGCUGGCCCAGCAGUCGGUGCAGUCCGGUUCCGGUCAGUCCAGUGUCAGCGUGGUGCUAACCACUCCCGUUCAGACCCUGCCGGCAGUGGUUCAACCCCAAACAGGAGCCGCCCAGAUUGUGUCCAUCUCCUCGCAGGGCACACUGCCAGUGAACACUCAGUCGCCGCAGCUGGGCAGCAUUGUGCAGACGCAGUCGCUGCCUCAGGUGGUGUCCGUGAGCACUCUGCCCACUGUGGGCACUGUGCUGACCACCACUGCCAGUGGCCAGCAGGUGCAGCAGCAGCAGACCACGGCUGUGACCACUCUAAACACGGCCAUGCUGCGGGGUCAGCGGAUUGUGUCCUCGGUGGCGGGGAAUACUCUCCAGCAGCGUACCACAGCCGGUGGUCAGUCCAUUGUCUCCAUGCCUACAUUAGGACAGGGCGUAAGUCCCGCCCAGUUCCAAACCCAACUCCGUUUGGCCGCAGUUCCCUCGUCGUCGGCGGGUCAUCAUCAGACCACCCAGCUGGUAACCACCAAGGGUAUUCCGGUGAGUGCGCUACAACAGGGUGGGAAGACGACGGUAAUACCGGGUGGAACUCAGCAAGCGGGCGGAGCGCAUAUCCAACUAUAUCGCCAGCGCAGCCUGAAGGUGCUGCAAACCACACAAACAGCCACGAUAGGAGGAGUGGCAGGUGGUUCUGCCGGAACCACCACUAAUCUGGUGCAAGCCGGCGGCACCAUUAUUCAGACCAACAGCAUGGCCACGCAUGUGACUAGCCAGAAGGUGGCAACAGUGUCUGGAAUGCCUGGAACCUCCACCGCCGUGCAGGCGGGCAAUGUGGUUAGCAGCGUUCAGAUGCAUGGCCAGGCCCGGACGCAGUUCAUCAAGCAGAUGACGGCCGCGGGCAAGCAACAGCUGCAGCGUCAAGUGGUGUCCGCUGAUGGAACGACCACCACAACCACCGGGGCAGGUGAUAUGUUGCUGGUGAAGCGGCAUAACAUCUUGGCUGCCCAGAAGGCGCAGCAGGCAACGGGGGCUCUGUUCACCACGACCACAGCUGCCCAGCAGCAGCAACAACAGCAGCAGCAGGGUCAACUCCCAGUGGCUGGACAGCCGCAGCAGGUAACCCAGCAGCAGAUUGCCUCGCUGGUGAAGGCUUCAACGGCGGCAGCGGCCAGCGGGAGCAGUGUCAAUGCCGGUGGCGUUACUGUCUCAGCCACAGGACCCACCGUCCAGGCGGGCAGCGUAAAUAUGACGCUGCCUCAGCUGAAGCCGGGCAGUCAGAUUAAGGUCACUGUGCCCAAUCAGAUGCGACACUUGCAGAUGCAACAGCAGCUGACGAUGCCCCGAAAGAUAAGUCGAAUGACGCAGUUGGUCAGUGCCAGUGGACAGCCCACGGCCACUAAUAUAGUGGCUACGACGGGGCCACAACAGCAGCAGCAGCAGGGCGUGGCUGCGGGGACUCUGCCCACUGUUCAGGCCCAACAGCAGCAGCAGCAGCAACAACAACAGCAGCAGCAACAGCAGCAAAAAGCGGGAGGAGGCAGUGUCCAAGCUCAGCUGUUGCACAUCCAGAACACCAAGGCUUUACCCAACUCGGUGACUGUACAGCAGAUCCAGCAGGUGAUGCGGAGUGGCCAGCAGGGCACCUUGGCCACCACGAACCUGGUGCUGGGCAAGACCAGCGUGGGAAGGGUGAUUCCUGUUUCGCAACCCAACCAGCGGCAGACCAUUCAGGUUGUUUCUGCCGCCUCCGCCCAAGCCCUGGCAGCGGGCAAUAUACGGACCCAUGUGGCCGGUCCAAAUAUAGCCAGUGCCUUGAAGGUGGCCGCCUCGGGAGGAGCUGGUGGCCAGACCACGCAGCAGACACUGAUAGCUGCACUGCAGCAUAAUCAGCGGCAAAAUGCCAGUCCUGUACGCUUGCAAACUACGGCAGGUGGUAAUCUAUUGGCGGUUGUGCAGCAGCAGCAGCAGCAACAGCAGCACACGAGCAUAGCAGGACCCACAGCUGGACCUGCUGAGGUGAUGACCAUAACACAGACCACCACAGCGUUGCCCACAGUAAGCAGCCUGCAGCAGCAACAGCAGCAGCAGCAACAACAAGGUGGCGGCGUGUCACAACCCACAACACAACAGGUACGGAAGUUGGUGCAGAAAAAGAUCAUGAUACGCAGCGAGAAAGAAUAACGUAUGGGCAGGGCCGCCAGACCACGUCAUCAACGGCGGAGCAUCUCGAGCCUCAUUUCCACAGCCACCAACUCAGACUCGAAUCCAAAAACCACCACCACAACCGCCACUAUCGCCACCGCCACAAACUCAAUCUAAUCAAUCUGAUUCCGAUUUCAAGAUCAAACCAAUCUCAAAUAGCUCAUCCCAUGCCAAUCCUCAUGCAUUCAAUCAGUCAGCCAGUCAAUCAGUUAGUCAAUCAUUGCUAAAUUGAUCUCAAUUUCUGUCGAUUGGUUUUGCAGCCAUGAAUGAGCAAGAAGGCAACGCAGGAAACCGCUCUCUGAGAAUGAUGAGAGAGAGAGAGAGCGAUGCUGCCGCUGAAGACGACGAUCAUCAUCGAUCGCUCCUCAGGCAGCUCAAGGCAUGUGGCCGCCGUAUUAUUAAUCUUACAAGAUCCAUAGCCCUAAGUUAAUAUCUAAAUUUUAAAAUUGUAAAUCGUAGUUAAAGCUAAGGUCUCCGGCCCCUCAAUUCCCCACAGUGCAGUAUGUACAUUCGUAAAUCUAAUUCAGAUCUAUCAGAUACUACAUAGAUAUAUCCUUACUAUAUGAACAUACAAGUACUUUUAGACUUUUAAGUACUUACAAUUAACUUAGAUGCUUUAGUUUAAUUAAUGAAUAAAAAAUCAAAUAUAAUAUAAAAAAUGUAAAAACCAAAAAAAUCA